Molecule: messenger RNA, 801 nt
Organism: Spinacia oleracea (spinach)
Lineage: Eukaryota; Viridiplantae; Streptophyta; Magnoliopsida; Caryophyllales; Amaranthaceae
Product: germin-like protein subfamily 1 member 1
Exons: 1
Coding region: 45-707 (220 amino acids)
Molecular function (GO): manganese ion binding
Source: RefSeq, a predicted model, not a curated record
CUCAGAACAAAAUAACCUCUUUCCAAUUCCAAACACCUUAAACCAUGAAUUACAAUCUUAACCUUAAACUCAUUUUAAUCAUUCCUUUGUUAUUAGGCUUGGUCCGACCCGAUCCGGAACCACUUCAAGAUUAUUGCAUUGCCGACACAACGGCCCAACACUCUCUCUUCAUGAAUGGGCAACCUUGCUUGAAUCCGGAACUAGCAAGCCCAACCCACUUUUCAACCUCGGCUUUAUCAAAACCCGGUAACACAAGCGGGAACGCCUAUGGAUUUAGUGUGAUCCUUACCACUAACCAAAACCUCCCGGGUCACCGUACCCAAGGCCUAUCCAUGGCCCGAGUUGAUAUCGCCCCUGAUGGGCUGGUCCCACCGCACGCCCACCCACGGGCGUCGGAGGUGACCACUUGCAUCAAGGGGGAUAUCUUAGUGGGCUUUGUCGACACUACGAAUACGAUGUAUACACAACGAUUGAGGCCCGGUGAGUCAUUUGUUUUCCCAAAGGGGCUGAUCCAUUUUCUUUACAAUGUGGAUCAAAGAAGCCCAGCAUUGGCUAUUUCUGGGCUUAGUAGUGAAAACCCAGGAACCCAAGUGGUUCCAAUUGCUACGUUUACUUCUAAGCCAACUAUGCCAGAUAUAGUGUUGGAAAAGGCUUUUAAAAUUGAUGGACAAGAAGUGGCUCGAAUCAGAAAUCACCUCAAAGGUUAAUCACAAUUCGUGUAAUUAAUUUGUAUAAUUAAUUAUCUCAUGUAAUUAAUUACUCAAUUAAAUAUAUUUUGAGAGGUUUGAUUUUUCCUUUGCU